Messenger RNA from Carlito syrichta (Philippine tarsier), 1095 nucleotides. Its product is annotated as gasdermin-C-like. NCBI's taxonomy places the organism in Eukaryota, Metazoa, Chordata, Mammalia, Primates, Tarsiidae. The record is from RefSeq and is a predicted model, not a curated record. Gene Ontology annotation, molecular function: phosphatidylinositol-4-phosphate binding; phosphatidylinositol-4,5-bisphosphate binding; phosphatidylserine binding. Gene Ontology annotation, biological process: pyroptotic inflammatory response; defense response to bacterium.
AUGCCCUCCAUGUUUGAACGUUUCGACAGGGAUUUGGUCAAAGAGAUUGGAAACAAAGAUCUGAGGCCUGUCAAAUACCUGUGCAAUGCUGCUAAAUUACGUCAGCUCGUUGUAUUACGGAAGAAGAAGAGCUCUUGCUCAUUGUUUUGGGAACAGACUGACUACAUUCCAGUUGGAUUCUCCCUCAGUGACAUCCUGGAGCCAAGUUCUUCAGUCCCAGAAACCGUUGUGAUGGGACCAUUCUUCUUUGAUGGCAGCAGGGUCCAGAAGUACCAGGCUCGUGUGGAUAUGAACAUGGGUGUAGGCAUGAACGUGUCAGGGGAGGCCUCUGAGGCCCAUAAAUCCUCCCUUGGGUUUCAGAUUGUUACUGUUCCAGCCCCAAACCUGGAAAAACUUCAAAACAGGAAACUGUUGGUGCCGGAACCGUCAUUUCUGAAGGAGUGGAUGAGAGAGGGCAAUCUGUAUGUGGUGACGGAGGUUGUUGAACUGAUCGAUGAUACCACACUGUAUGGCAGCAAUAGUACGAGCAAUUUGGGGAAAGUUUCCUUUUGGACUCCUUACGUCAAGGGUCAAGGCCAAGGAGAGAGUCUCAACGUGAAGAGUAAGAUGCUGACCCUGCAGAGGGGCCGGGCGGUGGGUUAGAGCAUGAAGCAGCUGAUUAUCAAGGAGACAGCCGUGUUUCUCGUCUCAGGUGAUGGUGAGCAGGAAACCUUCCAAGAUGAUUUCAAGUGUCUGCAAGAGGAGGUUUCCCGAGAAUCGGAGGCACUGGCCCAGCUCUCCGAGGACGUUCGAGACAUCGUGUUCCAGAGUGUCCAGGCCAUGCUCGGAGACCGAGGGGCUCUGCAGGACCUGAUGGACACGGUGAGGGUCCCACAGCUGCCCAGGCCUGAUCCAAGCUAUCAUCUGGACAGCCCCGGCGGCACCAUGCUCAGCGAGCCAGGAGAGACCUCAGGCCCUCUGCGGCUCGAGCUGAGUCCGGCCUCUGUCACCUUCCUGAAGCCACAACCUCAGAGUCCCAUCCUCCAGACCGUGUCGUUCCGGCUCCUGGAGGCCAUCCAGGGAAAGCACACCUCAGAAGGCUCAGCCUCCUUGUGA